UAGCUUUCGGGUGGAAAGUCGGGAGCUUUCAGUUCGCGACCGUCCGUCCAACAGUUCAGCGGUGUUGGAAAAAUCUGUGGAUUAAAAAAGGAUUCCGUUGCUCAUUGCUAUCAACACGCGGUGCCUUACGGGGAGGGAGUGCUUACUUUUAGUGCCCCAGAGGAUAGUGUAUGUGGCAGAUGAAAACUGCUGCUCGGGAGGGUGAAGACGACAAAAGAAUUCCCGAGUGAUAGUUUGUGGCGGGAGAUUUGAGAUUUGGUGCUAAUAAAAAAAAGUCGAAAUAAGUCAGACAAUUUUAUCGGUAGUUAUGCGAGCGUAUUGAUGGAAUGGCUUAAUGAAUUAAAGUGUAACAAACAAGCGACGUGAAGACGAGAGUUGUAAAUUUUUAUACGACCACCGCAAAACAAGUGCAUAAGUCACUGACAAGUGUCCUCGAAUAACCUUUUUUCGUUCUGAUUGAUGAGAGUUAAGUGUCAUAAAGAUGAAAUGAAGAGUGAAUCAAGUGUACAACGCUUUAUUAAAAUUACAACAAAUAGUUUAUGAAGUGAACCUAUUCCGUCGGCAUUGGGCCGACGGCAGUAAAGCAUCAUUCCAAAUGAAAUAAUUGGCAGAAGAAAAACAAAACUAUGUGCAACCGAGUACCGCCAGAGUGUCAUAACCAAAGUCGCAGCCCCAUUGACAUCCCCUGUUUACAAAAUCACACCAUUAUGCGAUGUUCAUACGCGUUAGGGUGACUAUCGAAGCCCCAACCGCUGCUGCGACCGAAAUUACCGUCCGGACCUAUAUUUGCACUUCUGGCGCCCGAAGGAUCACUCCUCUCCUCAUCCGCUGGAGUAGGACGACACUUGUGAGCAGCUCAGCAAGGGGGAGGAGGAGUAGGAUGGCCACUGCUACCAAAAAUACGUCGGUUAUUUUUGGAAUCGCCCUGCUGCUGUUGGGCUUCCUGAAAGAAGUGAUAGCCGUGAAAAACUAUACCUUGAAACCACGGGUGGUACUUCCUGAAGAUUAUGUAAAAGAGGUGAGGCCACCAUCGAAAAAAGGCACCCCGGUUGUGGUAGAGUUCAGCAUAUUUGUCGUUGACAUCAACUCGAUUAACGUGGAGGACAUGGAUUUCAGAGUAGAUAUGUUUGUGCACCAGAAGUGGGUCGAGUCGCGGCUUGAUUUGCAUGACGAUAUCUUCGAAGAAGGCGACGAUCAUGUUAUACUUCCGCCCGAGUUUUUCGAUAAUCUAUGGCAACCGGAUCCGUACUUUUUGAACUCGAAAAUUUCAGGUCAAUCUUUUAUAAAUGAAGGUAUAAAUAGGGUUAUGUGUGGCAAAAUCAGUUGUAUGACAUCCGUACGUCAGCAAGAAAUUGCCACACUCACACACAAGUUCUCCUCAGUGACGUUGUACAAAAAUUCAACCGUUCGGUACGCCUGCAUGAUGCACGCCAUUAUCGCAUGUCAGAUGGAAUUCCAGCUCUAUCCGAUGGAUAUCCAGAUUUGUCCGAUUUUCAUCGAAAGCUUUUCCUACCACAACCAAAAAAUUCGACUCAAGUGGGCCGACAAUGGCGUCACCAUUAACCCUGAGCUCAAACUGUUGCAGUACAAUCUGGGUCAGCCGCUGCAGUUGGAGGAGACCAAUCGUUACAUGCCGGAAAAAUAUGGAAACUUCUCUCGAUUAGCGGUGUAUUUCCGCUUCGAGCGUCAGAUCGGCCAUCACUUGAUACAGACCUUCGCGCCUUCAACACUGGUAGUCAUGCUAUCGUGGUUUAGUUUUUGGUUAGGUUUAGAUGCCAUUCCGGGACGGGUAACUCUGUUGGUGACGUGCAUGUUAACUCUUGUUACAAUGUUCACUGGAAUGCGUGCGGACAUCCCACCGGUGGCUUAUAUUAAGGCGCUGGAUUUGUGGAUGGCGGGUUGCAUGAUGUUCGUGUUCUCGGCACUGGCCGAAUUCGUAGUUGUAAAAGUGCUUGACGUCCAGUAUCAGCAUCAAAUGAACAAAGUACCGAAAAUACUUCCGAUGCGAAUCAGUGCCAUGGAGAAAGGCCAAUGUGCUACGGUGGCAAACUGGGAGGGCGGCACUGUGAGCGUUCGCACCCGAAAACCCAUCCAAACGCCCACAACUCCUGGCCAGGCUUCACUGCAGGGCAACGGUGGCCCCCAGCCCCCACCGUCUAAACAACCCACACGCAGGCAAAGUAUUCUGUCGGUAGCGUGGACCGAUACGGACACAGGUAUCGAGAAGAUAAUGUGGCGUGAGAUUGAUAAAAUGUCGCGUGUGGUAUUUCCCGGUCUCUUUCUAGUUUUCGUUGUUCUAUACUGGCCGAUACUGAUUUUCAAAACAUCCUGAUCGAUGACUGCACAUUAAUAAUUUCGCUUAUCUUUCCAUUAACAUAAUUUAUGCCAACAAUCCGCUUUGUUUCCUUCAUACAUCUGCACUGUGAUAGAAAAAGUCAUAUACCAGCACCGUGCAAGAGUUAUUUUCGUUAAUUGAUUUUGAUGGUACAUUUACAAAGUCAUGUUAGAAUGAUCUAUUUCUAAUUGCAUGAAAUAAUUAACCAGCUAAGUUUUUAUUGAUUCAUCACCGCUUGUAAGAAAGCAACCACACUUGAUUGUUUUGGAGAACAUAUUGCCGUAAAAGCAUUGCAAAAUACUGUGCGAGUUGCCCUCUUAUGUUGGAGCAAAUGCUCGAUUCAUGCUUGUUACUUUUAGAUCAAAUUAUUCCUAUGGCCGGAAAGAAAUCAAGACAAAGACAGACCUAUCGCAAAUUUACUAAUGCAAUUUAUAAAUACGAUUCAGUCCAUGUCCAUGAAAAUAAAACUCCCCUAUCCGAUCGAAUCAGAAUUACCCGAAAGGAUCUCAAGCUUACAUUCUGAAGUCUUAUCGAGUCGAAAUCAUAGAUAAUGUUCACGUGGACGCGUUGGAUAAAUAUUAUACAAAAAUAUACUCACAUCUCCAAACAAAAAUAUAUGAAAUUUGCACUAAGCCUAGCUAUUUUUUAAAACUUUCUGAAUUCUGAUGUCGUAUUGGACGAAUUUCGUGCCAACUCGACGGGUCGUUGACAGUAAUAUCUCAACUUUUUACGAAAAAUCUUAAUUUAAAAACUCAGAUCUUCAAAAUGCGGGUUAAAGAAUGAAAUGCAGGAAAUUAUUCGUGUUUUCUUUAAAAAAUAUUUGAAAACAGAAUUUCAUUGAAAAAAAAAUGUUUUGAAAACUAACAUGCUUUUUUAAAUUCUGAACAAAAAUAGAUAUGAAUAGCUCAUACAAUUUUCAUACAAAGUCACCCAUUAGUCGGAAAAAGGGCACUUUUACAGAGAAAAAGUUUUCCGAACCAUAAUUUUUUUAUGUUAUCCUUGAAAAAUUACUAUUAAUGUUUAAUUCGUAACAUUUAUACAUAUAAAUUAUCGUGAUUUACGUGAAGUUCUGAUUUUUUUUUUCUAUUUAGAAACAUGUCGAACGUGAGAAUUUACACACAAAAAUGUUACAAGUAAAACAUUAUUUUUUCAGGAGUGUUCAUACAAAAAUGCCUUAUAUUACCGGAACUAUAAAAGGUAGAAAGUUGAUGUCCUGGACAAAAGUUCAUAUUUUAAUGAGAUCUAAAGCUUUGUCGGAUACACCACAUCGCUAUCUUCACUUUAUACUAAAUUAGGAUUAGUUGGAACUUUUUCAAAGAAAACAUGAAAAAGUUGUUUUAGAAAAACUUUUCCCCUGUAAAAUGCCCAUCUUCCGAUGUAUGGAAAACUUGUUGAAAAUUGUAAGGGCUAUUCAUAUAAUUUUUUAAGAAUUUUGAAAACAUAAGUUUUUGAGAAAAAUGAGUUUUAAUUUAUUUUUUCUGCGAAAUUUUAUUUUUUGUCGUUUUUUUUAUGAAAGUUUAAACAAUUUUCUACAUUUCAUCCUUUGACUAGAAUUUGUUUGGUAUCAUAGUUUUUGAGUUAUGUUUUUUUUUGUAGAAAUUUUAAAAAAAUAUUUUGGCACUUUCGAAAAAGUUGUCUAGUUUUUUUUAAAUGUAUCAAGUAUGCAUAGUUGCUUAAAUGACCCAUGUCUUUACACCCACAACGUUUCACUGGUACCUGAGAUGGUGCUGCCAACUCCUAAGGCGAGUUGGUAUGAAAUUCGUCAUUUAUCAAUAAAAGCAUUUCAUAUAGUUUUACUUCUUCGCCGAAAUAUGAAUAAUGAAAGUAACGCAUAUUAACCGUGAGCGGUCGAGUUAUUUCCUUCCGUAGCAGAGGAUCAUGCAUUCUACCAGGAUGUUGACACCACCAAAGAAUGUUAGUUUUUGUGCGAUCCUUUUUUGUGCGACAUUUUUAGUGCGAUUUUAUUAUCAAAUCGUAACGGAAUCGUAAACACAACAUUGUUUACGACAAAUUUCAUGCCAACUCGUCUUAGGAGUUGGCAGCACCAUCUCAGAUAGUAGUGAAACGUUGUGGGUGUAAAGAGAUGGGUCAUUUAUGCAACUUUUCAUACUUGAAAUAUUCGAAAAACAAUUAGACUACUAUCUGGAAAAAACCAAUUUUUUUUCUUAAUUUUUUACAAAAAUUUAUAACUUAAAAACUAUGAUACCUACAAAAUUCAUGUCACAGGAUGAAAUGUAGGAAAUAAAUAAAAUUUAUAUUUUUACAAAAAAUUUUGGAAAGAAAUUUCGCUGACAAAAAAAGUUAUUUUAAAAAUUAAAAUUCAUUUUUCUCAAAAACGUAUUUUUUUAAAAAUCCCAAAAAAAUAUAUAUAUGGAUAGCCCUUACAACAUGAAAAAGUUGUUGUUCGAAAACUUUUUCCAUGUAAUUGUGCCCAUUGUCCGAUGUAUGGAAAACUUGUUGGAAAUUUUGAGGGCUAUUUAUAUGUACUUCUUUCAAAAUUUUGAAAGCAUAUGUUUUCGAGAAAAAUGAACUUAAUUUUCAAAAUAUUUUUUUUCAAUGAAAUUUUUUUCCAGAAAAUUUUUUGAUAAUUUUUAAUGAAAACCAAAAUAAUU
Messenger RNA from Toxorhynchites rutilus septentrionalis, 4947 nucleotides. It is a transcript of the gene alka, whose product is annotated as glycine receptor subunit alphaZ1. Lineage: Eukaryota; Metazoa; Arthropoda; Insecta; Diptera; Culicidae. Gene Ontology annotation, biological process: nervous system process; signal transduction; regulation of membrane potential. The record is from RefSeq and is a predicted model, not a curated record. The coding region runs from base 713 to 2332 and encodes 539 amino acids. Gene Ontology annotation, cellular component: membrane; synapse; neuron projection. The transcript has 9 exons. Gene Ontology annotation, molecular function: transmembrane signaling receptor activity; chloride channel activity; neurotransmitter receptor activity.